This is a messenger RNA of Ochotona curzoniae (black-lipped pika), 348 nucleotides long. Its product is annotated as 60S ribosomal protein L31-like. The record is from RefSeq and is a predicted model, not a curated record. NCBI's taxonomy places the organism in Eukaryota, Metazoa, Chordata, Mammalia, Lagomorpha, Ochotonidae. Gene Ontology annotation, molecular function: structural constituent of ribosome. Gene Ontology annotation, cellular component: cytosolic large ribosomal subunit; ribosome. Gene Ontology annotation, biological process: cytoplasmic translation. The coding region runs from base 1 to 348 and encodes 115 amino acids. The transcript has a single exon.
AUGACUCCCACAAAGAAGAGUGGCAAGAAGAAGGAUUGUUCUACCAUCAGCAAAGUGGUGAUCCAAGAUCCCACCAUCAACUUUCACAAGUCCAUAUGUAGAGUGAGCUUUAAGAGAUCAGCCCUCAGGCACGCAAAGAGAUCUGGAGCUUGCCGUGAAGGAGAUGGAGACACCAGACUCAAUAAAGCCACGUGGGUCAAAGAAAUAAGGAACAUUCCUUACUGCAUCUGCAUGAGAUUAUCCAGAAAACAUAAUAAGGAUGAAGAUUCUCCUGACAACUCUACCUUUUGGUUACCUAUGUAUCUGUCAUACUUUAAAUUAGAGCCAGUCAAUGUGGAUAAGAACUAA